AUGGCAGAGCUGGCUGAUGAUGAAGCUAGCAAUGGCGUUCUCCAAAAGAUUGCCACCUACUUUGAUUCCGUCAUUGAAGAGCAAAACUUUGGACGGUGGGUCAACUCCUUUGAACGGCCCCUUUUGAACAAGGUCUUGGAAAGCCUGGUGAUGAGCCCUGCCACCUCAGAAAGCAAGCCGACCCUGUCCGUGAUCCCGAACACUUCCCUGAAAGAAUUUUGGCUUCCGCUUUCCAGCUUCGAUGUGUCCGCGCGCAGCAAGACUGGAUACUAUCCCCAAAACGUUCAGCUGGCAGCACAUGUCCGAGAGUUUUUGAAGGACGGCUACCGCGUUGGGGCCGAAGCGGUGGAGGUGAAGUUUCAUGUGUCGGACGGGUCGCGUCGAAUUUUGGAGUCAAGCGUCGGAAUAUCUGACGGGUUUGCCAAAGUGUUGUUGAUGUGUGGGAUCACCCUCAUUUGCCACCAGCUGGAACUGACCCCAGAGCAACUCGCGCUCCCUGGUGUGAAGAAGGUGUUGGACAGCUUCCGUAUGCAGCAUGUGACUUCGCAGAAACAGGCUCCGUCCCCCAUUGAUCUUUUGGGGGCAAUGCAACAGGCUGUCAACAUCGAGCGCCGCCGAACGCGGGGUGGGGCAAGCACAGCGUUGAGAGAUGUGCUAGCCAAAUGUGUGGGUGACUAUAACCGCAUGGUUACCAAGAAGUCCCAUAGGGUGGAUACCAACACCAAGAACUUGUGCUUGAACAUGCUUCGCACCAAUGAGAAGAUCCAGAAUCUAGUUCACGGUCACUACGACUUGUACCCGCACACCGUUUCAGCCUUGCCGAUCGAUGUGCUGCAGCAAGAUUGGUGGGUGCCUGGCUCCACUAGCCGUGCCGACAGUCCGCGAUACCAGGGGAAAAACUUGUUCAAAGAAAUCCUGACAAUUACCAUGGAUUCCUGUGAGCUGUGGAUGACCCGAGCCACGGAGGACUUCAAGCGUCGAGUUGGUCCAGAUGCAUCAACCAAAGCCAAGAAGAAUGCUCAGCUUGGAGAAGAAGACCAGCUCCUCCUCCACGAUUGCGUGUGCUUGUGGCUCUGGUUACUUCCCAAGCUGGAGAACGAGUUCCCCAAACCAGUGGUUGAUAAGCACUAUCAACUCUUUCUGCGUGGGUCCUUGGACUCGGAUCUCUCUGGGGUGAUGCGAGCGGCACAGCCCUUCGAGUGGGAGCGCAUCCCAUUUGUGCUUGAGGUCAAAGGGGAGUGUGUGGAUGACUUCAUAACCCAAGCCCAAGACAGAACCCGCAACGCACAAUCGAAGAGCUUGCAAGCGGCUUGGUUGGUCUGGCGGGAGAUGCUCCAAGCCGACCAGAUCACCUUCGAAAGUGAGAAGAUCUCGAUGCAUGUUUGCAUGAUUUGGGGUUUACAAAAUAAAUUCGCAAAUCUUCAGGCGAUGCACAACAAAGCGUGGGAUUUGGUCUCGUCCUACAUGGACCAGAAUCUGAAAGCUUUCGCGGGGCGGGCCAUCGAAGCGGAAUCAACUCUGUUACCGCAGGUCACUGGGUGGAUCCAUGACACACUGAAUGACUUGCCAGAAAUCAGAAGUGUGGACGAUCAUUGCAUCGUAGUAUGGUCCAAUUUGACGACCGUUGGCGUGAUGCCAGCAGCCAAACUGGAUUUUUUCCUCACGGCGAUUUCAAACAUCCUCGCCUCCCACAAGAGGAAUGCACUGGCCAUUUUGAUUCAUCCGAACCGAGCAUCCGACACUGGGAAAUCGGGGGAGAAGAAGGAGAAAAUGGAGAAAGAAGAGGACGAUGAUUUUGUCCUCAAAGGGGAAAAGGAGGAAGAUGCUGAGGAUGGUGACUCUGAUGGCCUGUCGGAGGAGAACGAGAAGGACAACCCUGAAGAAUCGGACAUUCGGGACAUCAAACACAAGUUGGAGAAAGCAUUGUCAGCGAAGUCGCGGAACCUAUGGGUGAAGAACCUCACCUGGGCAUUUGACAAGGCUACCGUGUACGGAAAAAGAGAUGCUUGCAUUCAUGGUUUGGCCAUUGUCCAUCGGGACAAAGCUAACCUUUUCCGGAAUGCUGCCGCCUGGAAACAUGCCCUUGUACGUGACUGUGUCAUGCUUCCGCGUUCACAGAUGUACAAACCAGAGGCCCAGGCAAACACUCCGCAUCUGGGACGAGCCUUCACAGAUGCUCAGGAGCUGCGUCAAGUUGCAGGCGGAACAGACUUUAUAAGGAGAACUUUGUCUUCGUUCUGGCCCGAGACAGUGUCUACCUGCAUUCUCAUCGAUCUCCACACCUAUGACUGCUUUCCGGCACUUGCAGCCCUUGAGGAGUCUUCAGAGAACCGCAGGGUCCUUUGCGCCAACAUUCUCCUCGACCGAUCGCCUGAAUCCACAGUCCAAAGGAUUUCCAACGCAAUCUACAACUCGUGCAGGGCUGGUGAUUUGAAGCUGGUGGGAUUCCCAAAUUUCGACCCGGUGAUCAGUGCACUUCAAACGAUGAAACCCGAGGAUUCUGGGAAGGAGUAUGAGGUGACCAUCAAAAAGCAUGACCGUCUGGUGGUGCUGCAAAGCUUUGCAGCCAAGUGGAUGGACACGGAGUUCAAAGACCAGACGAUCACAGAGCUUGAGAAUCACAACCAAAGGUACAACCCUGGUGGAGAAUAUUGGCAUGAGACGGAAAGGGCUCCAAGCGACGAGGAGAGCAGCCGUCCUCACAAGCGGAUCAAGUUGGAUGAUUCCGAGCUUGGCAAGGAAGCCGACGUGGUGAAUCUCACCAAGCCGUACUCCUUCUCUAUCAACAACAUUGCUGAGAUGGUGUGUGGCCAGGACGGUGUGCCGCUGUAUUUGGUCUCACGUGGCAAAAAUCAGUUUCUCACCCACCGUGAGUUGUUUAGCUUUGGAUCAGGUGACUGGAGGAUGUCACAGGACGCGGAGGAGCUGAUGCAGGACAGCAACGGCCGCUGGUUCAGCUUUUGCAUUGACCACCAAACUGUUAUGAUUUUGGAGAAGAAAGGGUUGCCGAGUCACCUGGGCAAUUUGCCUUGCGUGGACUCACCGACCUACUUAUCCGCCAUCAUCCGAGAGUUGGAAGAUGCAGGGGAGGUCAAGCUGGCGGUGACACACCACGUGCUGUCCUCUGACAAAGUCUCGCAGGAGAAGCCCUUGGUCUUCUUGAUGGAUCCUCCGAAGGACCCAAAGGAGGACCGUGAGGAGGGUGGCAAGCCGAAGAGGAAGAAGCAGAAGAAGGAGAAGGGUGCGGGGACCAUGACCAACAAGAAUUUUGGCUCGGUGGUUGACAUCGCAAAGCUGAAGAAGGCCAACCGACUUCUCAUUGGCUGGAGGAUCAGGUUGGACUGCAACAACUCUUCCGGAUUGAAAACCAUAGUGCCGAUUCGUCCGGUUGCCUGCGUCACUGGAGUUCUCGACCUUGGAGAAACUGUGAUCAAGAUCUAUUGA
Molecule: messenger RNA, 3444 nt
Organism: Cladocopium goreaui
Lineage: Eukaryota; Dinophyceae; Suessiales; Symbiodiniaceae
Source: the annotation of a GenBank genome assembly